Molecule: messenger RNA, 5837 nt
Organism: Porites evermanni
Lineage: Eukaryota; Metazoa; Cnidaria; Anthozoa; Scleractinia; Poritidae
Source: the annotation of a GenBank genome assembly
GUUUUGUCAGCAACGUUAAAUGGAUUCCUGAACUGUUCAUGUAAUCACCUGACCUCCUUUGGAGGUAGUUUCUUUGUAAAACCCAAUCCCAUCGACUUUGAUCAAGUGCUGGUAGAGUUCAAGAGACUUGCAGAUACAGGAAAUGUCGCGGUUAUUGUAACCGUGGCAGUGGUAUCCCUGUGCUACGUUAUAGUGAUUGUUUUCGUCAGAAAAGCGGAUCAGCAAGACACCAGAAAUGUAAGUACUUAUUAGGUAACUUAAAUAAUGCAACCACCACUUGGAAAAACACUGCAGCAGUGUGAAGCUGAAUCGUAGUGUAAACCAGACCGAGCAAUAAAAAAUAUUAAACCAAAGGCAAGACUCAUCGGAUAGCUCAGUUAGAGAAUAGAGAACUCGUUCUCCUAGAGCUCAUCAAAUCAAACAGAGAGGUAUUUUUUUAUCACCAUGAACACGAUUGAACCCUAUAAAAUGAACUGGAAGUACAGUAUUAUACAAAACUAGGUUCUCCAGUUCUCUUAAUUCUUUUAGUGAAGUCUUACUUCUAUAAUAAUGUAUGACUGUGCGAUUAUCGAAACUCCAUGCUCUAUAAUCAUCUAUAAUGUAAAAUUAUGCGUACAAGGGCAUCGUAGAGGCGCAGAAGAGUUAAUUUUUCUAGUUUCGGGGGUGAUGGUAGGUGUUAGUGCGGAGCCUUCGAUUUAGGCUUCGGUGCCUCAUUUGGCACAACGGAAUCUAAUCAGUAGCAGGUACCCAUUCAGAUCUCUGAGGAAGCUUUUAACGGAAACCAAUUCUUUGUUUCUGGCCUUGCAGACAUGCAUAAUGAAAACAAACCAACAGAAAAACAAAAAACAAAUUAUACAGCGCUCUCUUAUAACGUCAUGGUGGCCACAUCAGUGUUUCAGAACAAUGUAACGGCGGCCAUGUUGGUGUUCCAAAUCAAUCCUGUUGGAUUGUGUCAAUAAACACUUUCUUUUGUUCCAAAAAAUUUUAAUAGAUGCUUAUCACGAGUCAGAGUGAAAACUCUUCACACGGAACGAAACUUAACAAUGAAGGGAACAAAAACACAUAACACUUUCCUUUUCUUUUUUGUUCCAGAAUGGCUCUCCAGUUGAGCUGCCAGCAGGAUCAAACAGUUUGUACGAAUAUGAAAUAAAAAUAAUAACAGGAGUCUGGAGGAACUCUGGAACAACAGCUAAAGUUGCUAUAGAGAUAUACGGCUCUGAAGAAAACACCGGGAAGGUUCCGCUCAAUAACAUGGAAGAUUCACCGACGGGCACACUUUUCUCUAGAGGAAAUACGGACGUUUUUGUUCUUAAAGUUGAAAAACCGCUCGGUUCCAUUGAAGGGGUGAGGUUUGGGCAUGAUAACUCUGGAAAUAGUCCUUCGUGGUUUCUAGAGGAAAUCAUUGUUCUUGACAAACAAACGCUUUGCUCUUGGACAUUCACGAAUACUCAGUGGCUAGCUCUUGAGAGAGGAGACGGUAGGAUUGAACGGAUGUUGGAGACAGAACAAAAUACAAUAGAUUUCAACAGCGAGGUUUUAAAGCGAUGGUGGAAAGGACUCACAGAGAAACACAUAUGGGUCUCAGUUAUAGCGAAGCCAAGGAGAAAUCGGUUCACUCGGGUACAACGGGCGUCAUGCUGUCUUUCACUGCUAUUGACAGCUAUGCUUGCAAACGCCAUGUUUUACGAACUGGACGGAAAAUCUGAGAAUGUGAUUCAGAUCGGACCUUUGAAAUUCACUUGGAGACAAGUAGUUAUUGGUAUCGAAAGCGCGCUCAUUGUUGCCCCUAUAAACAUUUUGAUUGCAUUCCUGUUUCAAAAAGGGACCGAAAACACCGCCAGUCAAACCCGUGUUUGCUGGAAAGCAAAUUGUCUCAUUUACUUUGCCUGGUUUUUAUUCGUUUGUUCAUGUUCUGUUUCGGCGACGUUUACCAUCUUCUACAGCUUGCUCUGGGGAAAGGAAAUCAGUGAGCAAUGGCUGUCUUCCAUGUUUAUCUCUUUCACCCAGGAUAUGGCAAUUACUGAGCCGUUCAAAGUGUUCUUUACCGCAAUAGUACUGUCAGCCAUCAUUAUCAGAAAAAAGAGAAAGAGAGAUGGUAGCGAAUACGUAAAAGAGGCUAAAACUCGAACUUCAACUAAAGGACAUUUAUGGAAGAUGAAGCUCAAAGACGUAGAGGAGAUGAGAAGGCGUCAGGCGAAAAAACAAAAUAUAUCUCGGUUCUUUGUGGAGCUUUUCAUCUACCUUAUUUUUGUUUUCUUGUUGAUGGUGGUUUGUUAUGGUAGCAGAAAUGAACAUCGAUACAUGAUGACAAAAUCCGUCACAGAAGGACUGCCAAAAUUUGAAGCGGUAAGGGAAAUUUCUCUAACAUUAUUGCUGAACUCUUUUCUCUUUUCCUCUAUGAUUGCUUGCUGGGAAAACUGUGUCUUCGUGUACACAAUGAACAGCGGCUUUUUCCAUUACUAUCCUUUAGUUUGGCCGGCAGGGGGAUUAUUACCUUCUCACAAUUUUUGAGUUAGGUUAAUAUAAAAGGAUAAUGAUUUCAGGACUACGCGCUUGAUAGUUACUGAAUGAAGAGAAGAUCAUCACAGUGAAAAACUGAAAACGCAACUUAUGCAAUUGCGAAACGAAAGCCUGAAAAAAAAUCAUAAAAAAAUAAUAAUAAUUGCAUUGUCGUUUUUCUUUCCUACCGUGUAGAACUUUCAAAAAAUUACUUAAUUGUCGUGGUUCUUGUACUAGUUUUGUUCUUUGUUUUUGCUUUUUUGCUUUUGGGAUACCAGGUCAUUAACAAGAAACAGUACUGGAGCUGGAUUAAAAGUGUCUUUUUACCCGGUGUAUUUGCUGGUAGAUGGUACAACGGACGUCCCGAGAAUCAAACCAUGUACAUCGGAAAUAAACGUUCAAUCCUGGUAGGAAUGGCUAGAGGAAGGCAACUUAGAGUUCAACCUGGUGAGUUUUAAAUUAGAAAUUGCGUUAAAACUCAAGUGAGAAAAGAAAAUUUCGCGGCCUGUCAUUCCUUUUCAAAAUAAUCUCAUAAAGUACGAUUUUUAAUGGCCAUUUUCUCCGGGCAUGGUAAACAAUGGAUGUUGCCGCAGAAGGAGCGAAAAGGCGACUAGGCCAUUUUUCCUGAUACGUAUUUCCUCGAGAAAUAGCUGAAAAGGGGGCGAUUAUUCGAGGGAAGGCGAUUAUUUCAAAUAUUGCUCGCUGGAAGUCGUGGAUUGAAUAUUAGAAUAUUUUAUUUAUUAUUUUUCUAUUAAAUCAAAAAAUAAUCAAGAGAUAAACUGAACAUGGAUUUUUAAGUGUUCCAAAUUUAGUUUCUUGAUUGAUUUUCCGAGUUUGAAUCGUCACUGAUCAGUUUUGCUGAAUCACAUUGCCCUUCAACAUAAGGAGGGGAGGGGAGGGGAUAAAAGGAAGAGAAUAUGGCAGGAGGGGCGAAUAAGGGAGAUUAUCAGAGGGAGGCGCGCGAUUAUUUCAAAUAUUUCCUUCAAAAAAGGGCGAUUAUUUGAGAGAGGCAAUUAAUCGAGGGACGGCUAUUAUUCGAGGAAAUACGGUACCUUGCGACAUCAUUUUAUAUUCUUGAGCUUUCAUUGUUAAAUGUGAAUCUGAUGCGAGACACAAAAUAUUUAAAAAAAGAAAAAUAAUAGCCUUCUGCUAGCAAAAAGAAGGAAUCUAAACGAAGAGAGAUUGCUUACAUCAUAGUUAUUAGAGGAGACUGGUUAUGAAAAGCGGCAAACAUCAAUGAUAAAAACAACAGUGCUGCAGUUUCUGUUGGAAGCACCCUGAAAGUGUACAAUCCUUUGUUUUCUGUUGGCAAAUUGUUACGGAAUAAAUUAAUGCAACGUUUUUUUUGUUCAAUACAAUCAAAAUGAUAGGAAUUCUUUUGAACGUUGUGCACUUUCAGGUCCACAAAAACAUAUAAAAAAGGAGUCUGACGGGUUUCAUAACCAUUCCACUCAAUUAACUAUGCUUACAUUAUUAAGAAAAAGGUAUGUAGGAUCUGGAAAACUAUAUCCACUUCCUUACUCCAAACCCUUAUCAAAAUUUGCAUCAAUUCUUAGAUCUUUAUAAAUAGGUUCUUUUUUUAAACAUUUGCAGAGACUUGUGAAGUUUUGGAUUACAUGAAGCAUAUGUUUCCUGUUUGCUACGGCGGUUACUCACGCUUAAACGAAGAUAAGACAUCCUUCAACGAACCAGGGUGGAAGCCUGUCGACAACUCCACGAAUAAUGACGAACUUUUCCGACUUUGCCCGAAGCCUUGGAGAUACCAAGGUGCCGAGGAUACGGACACGGUGCCUAAGUGGGGACAGUUCUCGUUUUAUCCUGGUGGAGGUUUCGUGGCCGACUUAGGUUAUGGACAUUCGACAGGCCUUACCGUUAUAGAAACACUACAAAACAAUGACUGGCUCGACAGGCGAACCAGGGCCAUUAUAUUGGAAUUUUCCUCUUUCAAUCCAUCUGUUAGUUUACUUUGCAUCACGACGUAUUUUUUUGAGGUAGAGGCUUCCGGAUACAGCGCCCCGUUCACGAGAACUGAGGUUAUUUCAUUAGACUCAACAGAGGCUGGUUCGCAACAAUUUUACCUCAUCUGUAUUCUGUUCUUUAUCAUAUUUGUCGCGUUUUACCUUGGAAGAGAGUGCUACAGGCUGUACAGACAACGUUCUCGAUAUUUUAAAUCUUUAUGGGGCUGGGUAGAAAUAUUCCAAGUGUUGUUUUCCUUGUUGGCUGUGGUAAUGUACAUCGUGAGAUCCAAAAAGGCGACCUCUACGAUUCAGAAGCUUCAGAAAAACAUUUACGCAAACCUCAGCUUUCAAGAAGUCAUCAUUUGCCUUGAAAUAGAGAACGCUGCUCUUGGGAUUUUAACAUUUAUUGUCACCGCCAAACUUCUGAGACUUAUUCGCUUCAAUCAACACGUUGUCGUGUUUUCGAAAACACUGAAGACCUCUGCGCGACUGUUGUCAUCAUUUACCGUUGUUAUGUUGAUCUGCUUUAUUGCCUUUCUGCAUUUCGGGGUUUUGAUCUUCGGGACGGGUUCGAGGCAUUACUCUUCGAUACUCAGAGCUAUAUAUUUCCAACUCGAACUGACUCUGGGGCGCGUGAAAGCGAGACCCAUCAAUGAACUGGCAGAUGCCAACGACACUUUUGGAAGAAUUUUUGCCGUCUUACUUCUUUUUACCCUGACGAUAUUGGCCAUGAAUUUUUUUAUUGCCAUUAUGAACGAUGCUCUUAUGAAUGCAAAGACCUGCGCGAGUGAAAAUGAGCUCUACGACCUUCUGGAUGAAAAUUGGAGUCAAAAGGGAGGAGAGAAUAAACGCACAUUUGACGCUAUAAGUGAAAGUAUAAAACUAACGAAAGGAAAUGAAGAAAUAGUGAAGAUGACGAAAACAGAGAUUAGGAAUUGUGGCGAAAAUCCCAACAAAAAGAGGGUAGUCAAUUUUGAUGCAAUAAGCAAAGCAAUUAUAGCAUCAAGAGAACAAAGCGUGGAAAAUUCAACAAGGAAGAAGCUUAAUGCCAACACAAGGAAAAAAUCCUUGUUUGAUGAGAUCAGCGAUUAUAUUUUGAAAAAGUUUACAAGUAACGAAGAACACAAAAUAAAGAAAGAACUAAGGUCGUCACACAGUCAACAGCAUCGCAAAGUGCGCUUCUCAGAAGACGUUAUCAAAUGUCAGUUUCAGAAGCUACAAAAACAGAAAAAGUUCCUUUUUCAGCGCUUAGAUAACAUAAUUCAAGGCUACUCUGAAGAAGAAGAAAGUUUCCAGCUGUUAUGUUACGAAGCUGGUUAUUCCUCCAAAGAAGCCACCACAGCCGCUGACCAAGGAACUACGAAUGACUCAUUUGCAUGA